Molecule: messenger RNA, 1041 nt
Organism: Rotaria sordida
Lineage: Eukaryota; Metazoa; Rotifera; Eurotatoria; Philodinida; Philodinidae
Source: the annotation of a GenBank genome assembly
AUGAGUGAUGAUGAUGAACCUCGUGUUGUACAAGAUCAACCAUAUGAUGAAUCAAUGGAUGUUGUCGAUGGAGAAGAAGUGCCUAGUGUAUAUACACCACUGCCAACUAAUCGAAGACCUCCAGCACCAGAUUCUAAUGUAGCUACUGGUGGAACAAAAUUUUCUCGUGAACGACCAAUUCAUCAUCAACGAGAUGAUAGUCCCGGUGUUAGUCCUCAUGAUGAUGAUACACAAGGUGAAUCGGAUUCUGAUCCUCCAUCAUCACAAAUAUUAAAUGGUACUGCUGGUCAAAAAGAAUAUAAAGCACCUGAUCCAAAUGCAUAUGAUCCAUCAAUGUAUCGAGAUCUACCAGUAUCAUUAGAAAUAAAAGAUUUAUUUAAAUGUAUCGAAAAAUUUCAACCACAAGAUAUUGUACUUGAAACAAAAUUAAAACCAUUUAUUCCAGAAUAUGUACCAGCUAUUGGUGAUAUUGAUGCUUUUCUUAAAGUACCUCGACCUGAUGGAAAAGAAGAUUCCCUUGGUUUUAUUGUACUGGAUGAACCAUCAUCAAAACAAAGUGAUCCACAUGUACUAAAUCUUCAAUUACGUUAUACAUCUAAACAACCUAUAACAACAAGUUUGGCAAAUGCAGUUAGAAGUGUACAAAAUGCUGACAAAAAUCCAAAAGCAAUUGAAGAAUGGGUACGUAAUAUUAGUAAAUUACAAAAGGCUAAAACAGUUGAUACUAUUCAAUAUCGGAAACCUAUGCCAGAUAUUGAUAGUUUAAUGCAAGAAUGGCCAGCACAAUUUGAAGAACUUCUUAAAGAGACAUCUGUACCACCUGCUGAAGCUGAUGUAGAUUUAGCUACAUAUGCUGAUAUUGCAUGUUCACUUCUGGAUAUUCCAGUAUAUGAAUCACGUGUUCAAUCAUUACAUGCUUUGUUUACACUUUAUCUUGGAUUUAAAAAUUCUGAACAUUUUAAAGCAAUGAUGAAUGUAUCUGAAACACCGAUUCGUCGUGGAGGAAAUAAUAAUGAAGCCGAUCAGAUGAUUAUUGAUUAA